This is a messenger RNA of Epinephelus lanceolatus (giant grouper), 1705 nucleotides long. RefSeq names its product coagulation factor VIII associated (gene f8a). Lineage: Eukaryota; Metazoa; Chordata; Actinopteri; Perciformes; Serranidae. Gene Ontology annotation, biological process: vesicle cytoskeletal trafficking. Gene Ontology annotation, cellular component: early endosome. Gene Ontology annotation, molecular function: protein binding. The record is from RefSeq and is a predicted model, not a curated record.
CGCUCCUGUCAUCUGGACUUCCUGCUUCGGUUUGUUGUAUUCAUUAGCACUGAUCAUGGCUGCAGAGGGUGAUUUUCUGGCGAGAUACCGCGCUGUGUCAAAUAAACUGAAAAAACGUUUUCUACGGAAGCCCAAUGUAGCAGAGGCGAGUGAGCAGUUUGGUCAGUUAGCCAAAGAGCUGAAGCAGCAGGACUGCCUCCAGUAUGCUGCCUUCUGUAACCUGGCCAUGGCCAGGUGCGAGCAGACUCUUUUUAACGCACCUGGAGAGGCUCUGGCAUUAACUGACGCCGCCCGCCUCUUUCUAUCAUCUGAGAAGGAGAAUAGGGCGCUGCAGGCCCCGGGCUUUGAUGAGCACCUUCAGGCUGCACUCAACUGUUACAGUUUUGCCAUCAAGGUGCACAUUGAGAUGAACCAGCCUGUGAUGGCAGCCAGCCUGUGUCUAGAACUUGGCAACGCGCUCAAGGAGAUGAACAGACCAGGAGAGGCUAUCGUUCAUUACCAGAGGGCUGCAGAGUUGCAGACACAGACGCCAAUUGAAGCUCUGCUGUCAAUGGGAGAGAUGGCCACGUGUAAAAUUCUCACCCGUGACUAUGAUGGUGCUCUGUCAGUGUUCACAGAGAUGCAGCUGAUGUGUCACGAGAGAGGACUGCAGCUUCCAGGCAUCAGCACCCCUGUUGGUGCAUUUCUGGACAUUGUGGCAAAAUGUGAGAUCUCCAGAGUACUACUGCUGAUGCUGCUUGAGCCCCCACCACAGAAGCUGUUGCCAGAACAUGCUCAGACUCUGGAGAGAUACGCAUGGGAAUCUUUUGACCCUCACAGCCAAGUGACCUUCCUGCCUGAGAAUGUUUUCCUGCUCCUGCAGUCCGUAGUGAUGGCGUGUCAGGAGAAAGACACAGAGUCCCUCAAGUCUCUUCAGACUGAGCUAUGGCCGUUUCUGACUGCAGAGCAGAAUCAUCUUCUCCACCUGGUGGUUCAGGAGCGCAUCACGCCGUCUGGCCAAGGCAUUUAGUUCAGUCAAGUUUUUACUCACUUCCUCUGGGAACGAUACUUUAUAUAAUGGAACAUUCCUGUUUCUGACUGGGUCUGUUGUAAGGCCUCAAGACGUGCUGUCUCAAUGUUGUAACUUGGACUCAGAGAAAUGCUCGCAAUAUGAAACUUUGUCCUUAUUAAGUGAAGUCACACCGAUUUAAAAAUAGUAAAGUAAUAAUAGUAAGAAGUAUUUUCUAGUUCUGUGUGUUGUCCUUUUUUGUCAGGAUGCUAACUUAAAUCAUGUGUGCUCUUCAGUGAACGCUACAUAACUGGACCAAUUCAUAUUUAUCAUGUAACUGACUUUAGUUGCAUUAACAUCAGUUUAAUAGAUGAAACGUGAACGCUUUGUGUUACAAUUUGUUUUAUUAAUAAAUGAUAUGGCUUAAAUUCCAAUGUAAUUACAAAGAAAACCUUCUAUUGCAUAGUUUUGAUUUAUGGUGAAAUGAAACACCAUUGUCUUCCAUCCCUGGUUCACUAUAUGUUCACUUGUACACACUGCAUGUACUUUUCUUAUGAUAGCAGCCAACUACAGACAAAAUCAAACAUGGCUAAAAAACAACACUCAAUACAAAAUGUUACAAAAAUAUAAAGGUUAAAAUGUACAUAGAUUAAAAAAGGAUACACUAUACUUCAGUUGUAAAAUGAGGAUACAUGAUUAAAACUACUUGUAUAUUAA